Messenger RNA from Calliphora vicina (urban bluebottle blowfly), 5669 nucleotides. RefSeq names its product Carboxypeptidase D svr (gene svr). The record is from RefSeq and is a predicted model, not a curated record. Gene Ontology annotation, biological process: peptide metabolic process; protein processing. Bases 834 to 5225 code for a protein of 1463 amino acids. The transcript has 11 exons. NCBI's taxonomy places the organism in Eukaryota, Metazoa, Arthropoda, Insecta, Diptera, Calliphoridae. Gene Ontology annotation, molecular function: zinc ion binding; carbohydrate binding; metallocarboxypeptidase activity.
UGAAUUAUUUAUUUAAAACAAUAUAUCACGUAUUUAUAAAGCAGCAAAUUGCUUCAGUUAGUAUUUUGUACUUAUCGUAAAGAGAAGCACCAGUGGAUGAGCACGGAAAGUAGCAGCAGCAGCUAACAAACAAACAAACGAACAAACGACAACAAAAAUCAAUACUACAACAAAAUACUUGAACAAAAGUCAUCAACACUACUGACAAGUGGGAAGAACUUUAAGCAGGGAGUAAAAAUGUUUUGAAGAAUUUAAAAAAAAAAAUCAUAAGAAAUAGUACGUGAUUUCCAUUUAAUAAUUAACAUUAAUUCUAACUCAAGUGUUAAUUGAAGUUAAAAGAAGGAAACUUGACUACAAACAAAAAAAGUGGAGCACGGCCAAAAAUCACGAAACAAAAAAACUCAAAUAAAAACUACCACUUGCAGACUAUUUGUUAAACAGCAGCAUUUGUUUUAGUAUACCAAAGAUUUUUGCUUUUAAUUUGAGUGUAACAAACAUUUCUCCAAGGAAAUUUAAGCUAAAAAUAAAACAGACACCUACGACUAUAUCAAUAACAUCAUCAUCAUAAUCAUCAUCAUAAACAUUAUCACAGUUGGAAGAGCAACAAGAAACAAAAAUUACACCCCCAUCCUUGGCCCAAGGAACUACGUCAAUUUACCACUACUACUACAACAAACAGCCAACAUUUUAAGAACUCCUUAGUUGUACUAUCACUUUUAUUUAAAGCAGAGAGAAACACACACAGAAAAUAAAAAUAAAACAAGAAACAAGAAACCCCAGCCAGCCAAGCCAGCAAGGGAGGGAGCCAAGACAUUGUUGGGUUCAGCAGCAAUAUGUUGACAUUCAAGACGAAACAGCCACAACUACAGCAUCAUAAACAACAGAAAUCUUUAAUAUUUGCAUUAUGCUGCUUCAUUACCUUCAUCAUAAUGGUUUGUGCACCAAGUUUAUGUCAAGGUUACAUUAUUAAAGAAGACGAAAGUUUCCUGCAACGUCCCUACUAUGCCACCCAAGGCGAUUUGGAGGAUAUCUUUGCACGCCUCACCAAACAGUUUCCCGACCAUGCCCGUGUCGAGACUAUUGGGCGUUCGUUGGAGGGUCGCCCUUUGAUUGUAUUGCAAAUAGGUCAGAAUAUGCAGCAGCGUGGCAUCUUAACGCCCAUGGUUAAAUAUGUGGGUAAUAUGCAUGGCGAUGAGACCAUAGGACGCCAGCUGUUAAUCUAUUUGGCCCAAUAUCUCUUGUACAAUUAUCACAGCAAUCUGGAGGUGGCUCAAUUGAUUAACAGCACCGAUAUCUAUCUCAUGCCAACCAUGAAUCCCGAUGGCUUUGAACGUUCUCAGGAAGGCAACUGUGAAUCUCUACCCCACUAUAUUGGCCGCACUAACGCUGCCGGUGUUGACUUAAAUCGCGAUUUUCCUGAUCGUUUGGAAACCCAACAACAAAUACAAUUACGCGCCCAAAACCGUCAGCCCGAAACUGCGGCUCUUAUUGAAUGGAUUUUAAAUAAACCAUUUGUUUUGUCGGCCAAUUUCCAUGGUGGUGCCAUAGUAGCCAGUUAUCCCUAUGAUAAUUCACUAGCCCAUCAUGAAUGCUGUGAGGAUAGUUUGACACCAGACGAUCGUGUCUUCAAACUCAUGGCUCAUACGUAUGCCGAUAACAAUCCGAUCAUGCGCAAGGGCAACAAUUGCAAUGACACAUUUUCGAAUGGCGUAACAAAUGGUGCUCAUUGGUAUGAGCUGAACGGUGGCAUGCAAGACUUCAAUUAUGCCUUCAGUAAUUGUUUCGAAUUAACCAUUGAGCUGUCAUGUUGUAAAUAUCCAUCAGCCAAUACAUUGCCAGCCGAAUGGCAACACAACAAGCGCAGUCUGUUGAAGCUAUUGAAACUGGCUCAUAUGGGUGUUAAAGGUGUUGUUAAAGAUGUGAACGGUUAUCCCAUACAUGAUGCAACCAUUGUGGUUUCCGGUUUGGAAGAUAAGCCCAUACGUACCACACGCAGAGGAGAAUACUGGCGUUUGCUUACGCCUGGCAUCUAUAAUAUACAAGCAUUGGCAUUCGGUUACCAGGCCAGUGUAGCACAACAAAUCCAUAUUAAAAAUGACAACAAUGUGGCUCAACGUUUGGACUUUACCUUGUCACCCAUUGAGACCAACUAUGAUGGUGAUUUCCGUAAGGUAAAAGUUGAACGCGCUGAUACUGCCGAGGAUAUUGAGAAAAAUGGCGGCUUUUUAACGCCCACCAAAUUUGAACAUCAUAAUUUUACGGCCUUGGAAAAAUUCCUACGCGACAUUGCCGAUACUUAUCCGUCCAUAACAAGACUGUAUUCCAUAGGAAAAUCUGUACAAAAUCGUGAUCUCUGGGUAUUGGAAAUUUCCGUGACACCGGGACAACAUGUGCCCAGUGUACCGGAAUUCAAAUAUGUGGCCAAUAUGCAUGGCAAUGAGGUGGUGGGCAAGGAAAUGCUUAUAUUGUUAACGAAAUAUAUCUGUGAACGUUAUAUGUUUGAUGAACGCAUUACCAAGAUGGUGAAUAAUACCAGAAUGCAUUUUUUGUAUUCCAUGAAUCCCGAUGGCUAUGAAAUAUCUAAGGAAGGUGAUAAGACAAGUGGUUUGGGUCGCGCUAAUGCUCAUAAUGUGGAUUUGAAUCGUAAUUUCCCAGAUCAAUAUGGUACCGAUAAGUAUAACAAGGUAACGGAACCCGAAGUAUUGGCCUUAAUGAAUUGGACUUUAUCGCUGCCGUUUGUAUUGUCGGCCAAUUUGCAUGGCGGUUCCUUGGUGGCCAAUUAUCCUUAUGAUGAUAAUGAAAAUGAUUUCAAUGAUCCCAUGACACGUUUGAGAAUGGCCAAUGUGGGUAGAAAAUUAAAUCCUACGGAGGAUAAUGAAUUGUUUCAACAUUUGGCUAAAAUAUAUGCAACUGCUCAUCCCACCAUGCAUUUGGGUGACCCUUGUCCUUUGUUUAAGAAUGAAAUAUUCCAGGAUGGCAUAACCAAUGGUGCCCAGUGGUAUAGUGUAACGGGAGGCAUGCAGGAUUGGAAUUAUGUGAAGGCGGGUGUAAUGGAAUUGACUUUGGAAUUGGGUUGUGAUAAAUUUCCUAUGGCCCAUGAACUGCCUAAGUAUUGGCAAGAUAAUCGGGAAGCUUUACUGCUGUUCAUAGAACAGGUGCACUAUGGUAUACAUGGUUUUGUGCGCAGCUCUAUAGGUACCCCAGUUACGGGGGCGGCUGUAAUCUUAGAUGGGGCCAAACAUCCGGUUUACACAGCUACUUAUGGUGAUUACUGGAAGCUGGCCUUGCCGGGCAGACAUAAUGUUACGGUGUUGGCGGAUGGUUAUACGCCCCAACGUGAAGAGGUGGAAAUUGAUGCUGUUAAACGUUCUAUGCGUUUGGAUAUCACUUUGAUGCGCGAUGAUCCUCAACAUUGGGCUUCGGCCAAUGAUUAUCGCAUUAUAGAGAAUGUGGUGCACACACGUUAUCACACCAACUCCGAAUUGAGAUCCACUUUGGCUGAAUUUGAAGCCCGCAAUGGCCAGAUAGCAACAUUUGGUUAUGCCGAAUCGGAGUUUGGGUUUUAUUACAAUUCCAUUAAGCUGACAUCGGAUAUUGGCGCUCCUGAGGAGAGUAAAUAUAAAAUAUUGAUUUUAAGCUCCUUCUUCGAUUCCGCUUCCCCCUUGGGCCGUGAAAUUUCACUGAAUUUAGCACGUCAUGUUAUUGAAGGCUACAAAUUAAGGGAACCUUUAAUUUUGAAACUAUUGCAAAGCAGUAUUUUAUACUUUUUGCCGGUAACCGAGAAUUUCGAAAGUGUUUUUCAAAUGUACAACAAUAACCAUACAAUCUGUGACCCAGUGAUAGGCAAUGAAUUGGGCGAAAGAAUUUUAAGUCCCGAAGCAGAAAAGAGAAGAGAUUUGUUAAUACAAUUCUUGGAUAAUCAAAGAUUUGAUUUAAUGUUAACAUUUACCUCAGGUUCUUCGGAAUUAAGUUAUCCUAAAGGCGAGCAAAUAUUCGAAAAGUUUGCCCACAAUAUAGAAAAAACCGAAUUCAGUUUCUCGCCCUUGCAGUGCUCCUCAACCUCUACGCGUUCUUUGAAACAUGAUAUAACCGAACGUUUAACCAAUUUGUUUUAUAAAAUGUACAAUAUACCCAUGUUUACCUUGGGCUUGUCCUGCUGCAGCAUGCCCUCUCAAAACGAUAUAGCCUCUAUAUGGCGUAAAAAUAUUGAGAAAUUUAAGAAUUUCCUGCAUUUAGUGGAUACCGGAGCCAAAGGUUUUGUACACAAUCAACAAAAUCAACCCAUCAGAGAGGCUUUUAUACGUGUCAUUGACCACAAGCCGGUGUAUAAUGUGACACGUAAUGAGGCUCGUUUCCAAUUGAUAUUGCCCGAGGGUGUUUAUGCUUUGGAAGUAAGUGCUCCCAACUUUGAGUCUCACGUUACUCGGUUAGAAGUUAAAGAGGGAAAAAUAUCUGAUUUGGGUAUAAUUAAACUGGCGCCUUUUACUUUGGUUACCGGACGCAGUGAGGUAAAGGCCUUGGGCCAUAUAGGCAGUUUACUGCCCGAAAAUACUGCCACUGUAACAGGCUUUAUAUUGGACUGGUCCAAUCAUCCCAUACAACAUGCCAAGGUUUCCAUAGUUAAACCCAUAAUCAAGCAGUACAUACGCAAUUUCACCGAUAGCAUGGGUUCUUAUGUUUUGAAAAAUGUACCCAUUGGCGAGAUAACUUUAAAGGUAGAGGCUCCUCGUUUUCUGGAAACCACUAGGUUGGUUAAUGUUGGCAUGCAGUCGAGGGAAGUGAAAAAUGUGGUCUUUAGAUUAAAUCGCAAUGAGCAUGUCAUGGGCAUGCCACGUUUUGUUUUCAUUGUCUUGGCCAGUUUGGUGAUUAUAACAGGAGUGGUAAUGUGUAUUUUGUGUGCCCAAUUCAUUAUGGCUCGCCGUCAUCGGGCCGAUAAACCCUAUUACAAUUUCUCAUUGCUGCCGCAAAAGGGUAAGGAAUUGUUUGAGGAUGAUGGCGAUGAUGGGGAAACGGAAUUGUUUAGAUCGCCUAUUAAAAAGGGCAUGACCAUUAAACCCUACUUCGAUGAUGACGAGGAGGACGAUCUGAAACGCAUUAUUAACUCUGACGAUGAGGGUGAGGGUGAGGAUGGCAUACAACGACACGACAUGGAUGACGAUGAAAACGAUAUACUCUACAAUGACGAUAGCGGCGAAGAGAUAAUUAUGUUAGACAAAAGACAUUAACAUAUUCUAAAAACAACUGUGAUCUGCUCAAAAUAUUUAACUCAACACUAUUUUGGAAACUAGUUUCGAAAAAAACCUAUAUUUUUUAUCAAACAACUUACAAAACAAAAAACUCUUCCAUUAUAAAAAAAAAAAAUUCCAUGAUAUACAAAAAAGAAAAUAGUGCUGAGUUUUAAUAAAUUCGGCCAAGACGAAUUUUCUUUUUCUUAAACUUAAACAUCACAUAUAUAAAACGAAAUACAUUUUUAUUUAAUUUAUGUGUUUAAAUUUGAAACAAAAAAAAAGAAACAAAUAUUUAUAUGCAAUAUUAGAAAGAUAUUUAUAAUUAAGUUAAGCCAAAAUUAAAAGCUAAUUAAAGUUUUCAAUUUUUAUUUGUAUACAAUAUUAUUAGCAUUUUAAGCAAUAUUGUGAAUAUUGUAACAAAUAUAUAAACACACCAAUCAA